UGACGAAAGUAGGAAUGUACUGAUGGAGACAGAUCCAUAGUUCACUCCCCGAUUUAAUUGUGGGGACAAUUGGAAUAUUCAGUGUUUCUGGAUGGCAAGAUUGGGUGGGAGUUUUCAGUGGUUUUGUCUUGAGGUUAGGCAUUUGGAAAUGGGUUAAGGUAAAGAUUUUGGUAUUGCUAGAAUGAAACAAACCACCGACCUCGUUUCGGAAUUAUCGUUACAAAGUACGUACUGUUUCCUCUCUCCCCAAAUAUAGUGUGUUUUGGAAGCGGUGCAGCGCCUCGGUCUCGCUGCGAUGAAGUGGGACGGGGAGGGGAUAUUAUCCAGGGCGAGGUUGGCAGUUGACAGGAAAGCGUAGUGGGAAACAAAGCAAGGACAUCAGACAUGAAUUCAUCCUGGUAACAUUUGCAUAGGCUUCCGUUAUGUUUUCAUUGUCAAAGCAGUUUUUCAUCCACACUACGAUGGAUGCUGUGUGCAUGGCGCCUCUAUUGUGCUAGUGAGGACUCGUUGGAAAUACAAUAAUCGGACUGAAGGUGACGCAACGUAUUUUUAUUGGAACUAUACAUUCCCUCUACAUUUGCGACAUGUUCUGUUAAACGCUCAUCGGUGGAUUGCUGAUUUGAGACGACUAGGCUAUAGCCGACUUUUUCGAAAUUAUCACAAACUACUUGAUAAUAGACUUCCGUUAUUGAAUCCAUAUGUUCUUUAUGAUUUCAUAUUUCUGGCAGUUAUAUGAUAGCAUAUAAUAAGACGCGUGGAAGUAAACAAAUAUAUAUAUACAUUGAUACAGAGGUAGAAAAUGAACGGGUUCCAGACCAGUCCUCCUGAAUGUCCAGACAGCGUCUGUUCAAUCGAAGGACUACCCCCUUUGCCAAAAGGCCUCAGCGGCAUCCUGAACUCCAGUGGUGGCUCAUGGAGGGACGUCAAAAAAGUCUACAGUAAACUGACAAGCAUUCAGGCCGACAUUAGCAAGUCUACAGUGAUCGACUCUCUCGGCCGCAUCAAGCCUGCAAGUCUGGACGCAGGGCUCGCAGUGCUGCGCGAAGAAAUGGUGGGCCUCAGACAGUUGGACAUGUCUCUGCACUGUCAGCUGUGGUCUCUCUAUGAGUCCAUCCAGGAGUACAAGGGAGCCUUUCAGGACAUCUCCAACUCUCUGCUGUCAGAGAGCAGCAUCACUACAGAAAAUAGUUACUCUGAGGAAGAGGAUGAUUAUGAAGAGGAGGAGAACGAUGGUGAUAAUGUACCUCAGAAUCUACCUGGCACUUCACUGACUCUCCAGUCAACUCAAAACUCCCGGGACCAAUGGAUCAAAGAGUCUUUCCACAUUUCCUUAUAAACCAACUAAUAUUUUCCCUGUAUUUACAUAAUAUAACCUGUUUCCUGUUCUGUAUAGCUGUUUUAUUAUUUAUUAUACUUGUACCCAGCUAGCUAGGUUAUUGGCAGAAUAACAUUUUUAUACUGGUGCCCUACUGAUGAACCGUCUCCAUCACACAAGGUGCUGACAUUUUCAACAAAACCUUGUUACUAUACAAUCCUUUGUUAAAGAGACCUUGCUUGUUGAUUUGGACUAAUUGUACGUAUCUUGAAAACACAAGCCAAUUAAGCCAUAUUUCAAAUACCUGAUGAUUUAUAUAUAUAUACAUAUAUAUAUUACAUAUACAUAUACAUGAUUGUAAAUGCCUUGUAAUUUACUCCUUCAUCGGAGUAAAACAGAUUUUUCUCUAAAUAUAAUUUUCUUCUCUACAAUUUUAAGAUUGAAUGUAAUCUUAGACACGUAGUCACAUGCACACAAUGUCAGUAUUUCUUUUUUUUGUUUGUUGUGAUGGGAAGUUUAUGUAUUGAGCUUUUUUAAUAUCUUGGCAUAAAAAUAAAAAAUGCUAUGGACAGUAACCAUGUCUUUUAAGUCAAAUCUACACUACUUCAAUGGUCCGUUAAUGGGUCCAGCUCAACUGUAAUAUAUUGGUUUGGAAAGGGGUUAUUGACAUACUCUAACCACUAGAUGGCAACAUUUGUUGUGACAGAUAUCAGCAUCUGUUCCACAUGUAGAAAACCUGAAAAAUCUUGUUUCCCAAGAUGAAGUCAGAAAGCCCUUUAGUUCCAAAAACUGUACUUUUGUUCUUGUGUUUCUGGCUCACUGCAGAGUAUGCAUUUUGAUAACUGUGGAAGUGUGCCUUUUUGAUAACGAUGGAAGUGUGCCUUUUUGAUAACUGUGGAAGUGUGCCUUUUUGAUAACUGUGGAAGUGAGCCUUUUUGAUAACUGUGGAAGUGAGCCUUUUUGAUAACUGUGGAAGUGUGCCUUUUUGAUAACUGUGGAAGUGUGCCUUUUUGAUAACUGUGGAAGUGUGCCUUUUUGAUAACUGUGGAAGUGUGCCUUUUUGAUAACUGUGGAAGUGAGCCUUUUUGAUAACUGUGGAAGUGUGCCUUUUUGAUAACUGUGGAAGUGUGCCUUUUUGAUAACUGUGGAAGUGAGCCUUUUUGAUAACUGUGGAAGUGAGCCUUUUUGAUAACUGUGGAAGUGAGCCUUUUUGAUAACUGUGGAAGUGAGCCUUUUUGAUAACUGUGGAAGUGUGCCUUUUUGAUAACUGUGGAAGUGAGCCUUUUUGAUAACUGUGGAAGUGAGCCUUUUUGCAUCUAACUAUUACUUACAGUAUCUCACAGGAGAAGUUAUGUGGAUGCCAUUGAUAUCAUUGUUUAGCCCUUUAAAGUUAUAUGACUGUACUUUUGCAUGUUUUUGGUUCAUGAGAGCACCACUCUGACUGUCUGGCCAUUAUAAACAAACCGUUCCAGCCACACAUGGACUUAUUAGGUAAUGAUCCCUGUUCUCUCCCCAGGGUAGGAGGAGGAGUCCAGAACACAGUAGCUGUAAAACAUUCAACUACCAUCAUAAUGCCUUCCUUACUAACGGAAUUAGCCCCGAACAUCUAGUGUUUCUACCUAUUUAGUGGUUGAAAUAGAAUUUGAAUAAAACAUAAAAGUCUUGUUUAAACUUGAAAACACCAUAAUGUUUUGUGUAAAGGAAGGUUAGAGGAAUACAACCAGGACAUCCCAGGUCAUUUAUCUUGCUAGCUUGCCAUUAUAUUUAGUAUUAAGGCAAUGUGUAUGACAACUCAUCAACAUCAAGCAAUAAUAGCAGAGGCUUAUACCAGUAGGCCCGGCUUAUUGUUGUCUUCACAUAGUUUCAUCCAUUCCAUGCCACACUUCCAUAUAUAUUACAUAGACAUUAUGUCAGCAUGACUAGAAUGGAAUAACUUCUGUAAUUACAGUCUAAUAAGUAUAUUAGUACACACAGAGUCAGUAUGUUUUCUUUGAAGACAGAAUCAAAAGUAAUAGCAGCAAAUACUAAGGUCAGAGCAGCAAGUGUACUCUUAGGAAAAAAAGGUGCUAUCUAGAACCUAAAAAUAGUUAUUAGGCUGUCCUCAAGGCAGAACCCAUUGAAGAACCCUUUUGGUUCAAUGUAGAACCCUUUAAACAGAGGGUUCUACAUGGAACCUAAAAUAGUUUUACCUGGGACCAAAAAGGGUUCUCGUAUGGGGACAGUUGAAGAACCCUUUUUUCUAAGUGUGUACUGCUUAACACAGUAACUGGUGACAGGAAUUACAUGAAUAGAUCAACUCUACCCUUGUGCAAGCUACGUUACAGAUCCACUAGCCACCAGGAAAUGACUAAUUGAAAACAGGAAGCCCCAUACAUGCCUCAGACAUCCAUGAUCAUUUCCCUAAUAGCCACAGAGCAAGGCCACUUUACUGCAACCUUUGAUUGUAUUUUCGUAAUAACGGUCUCUGAAAUAUUUUUACCAUUGGUGGUCAGUUCCCAUUUCAAUCAUUUUAUUUACUAUUCAUAUAGCAACAGAAUAUGAAAACUGGGGUGAGAGCAUUUACAGUCCUACUACAUCACUGUCAGACUGAUAAAUGACAGACAUUACGUCCAUCCACUCAGCUGACAGCAGGAUCUGUAUCAUCACAAUGAUGAUGACGCCCUAACAUAAACCAGAUACUUCGAAGAGGGCAAAUAUUUUCCAGAGUGGUAUAACUUAUAACUUAAUUUUUAUCACUAUGAUUGGAUUUGUUGGUAUUUAUUUGUACUGUUCAAUAGGCUAUCUGUGUUGAUGUCAUCAGACAUGUCAUCAAUUAGGCUAGCCUUUGCCUUCUUUGAUCUUAAGAGGAGAAGGGCCUCAAUCAAUAGCCUAAUGAUGAUGGAUCAAAUUAAAACAAUCCAUUGUUCACUCUUAGCGGAAUCCUAAAGUUACUAGGCACUUAUUUUCUAUAAACCAUGAUAAGGGAGAUAUUCAAUGUGAUCGUUCAAGUAAUACAGAACAUUAAAACAGGUGAGAGCUAUUACAUUCCUUGUAGAAAGUCCCAUGUAUUUCUAUAAAUAGGCCACACACAGCUGCGGGACGUAGGGGUGCUGAGGGUGUUGUAGCACCCCC
Oncorhynchus mykiss (rainbow trout) is the source of this 4426-nucleotide messenger RNA. Its product is annotated as leucine repeat adapter protein 25. The record is from RefSeq and is a predicted model, not a curated record. Lineage: Eukaryota; Metazoa; Chordata; Actinopteri; Salmoniformes; Salmonidae.